Molecule: messenger RNA, 2674 nt
Organism: Pangasianodon hypophthalmus (striped catfish)
Lineage: Eukaryota; Metazoa; Chordata; Actinopteri; Siluriformes; Pangasiidae
Product: arrestin domain-containing protein 3
Exons: 7
Coding region: 83-1471 (462 amino acids)
Biological process (GO): protein transport
Cellular component (GO): cytoplasm; plasma membrane
Source: RefSeq, a predicted model, not a curated record
UUUCUCUGCUGUUUACAUUUGAGUCUCCACGGAGUAAGAGCACACCCGCGCGCAGAACUAGCGCUUUAGGCUACAUGCUGAAAUGUCAACGGUCAAACAGCUCUCUUUGACUUACGACGCUGUUAAUAACAGUAACACAUUCACAAAUGGCGAUGUUAUUAAUGGGCGAGUCGUUUUCGAAGUGACUAAAGAAGUUACGAUUACAAGCCUUUAUAUAAAGUGUAAAGGUGAAGCAAAAGUGAGCUGGAGCGAGCGGCGCAAUGAUAAGAGUUACAGUUACAGUGCUUCCGAGAGAUACUUUAAACUCAAACAAUACUUCAUUCAGGACCCCUCAAAGAAAGGAAAAGAAGAUCCUGGGGUUAUAUUAACAAGUGGAGAGAUCUACAGCAAUGUAGUUAAGCCCGGAAGACAUGUUUAUCCAUUUAGCUUUCAGCUGCCCCAUGGAAAUUUUCCAGCAUCUUUUGUCGGAUGUCAUGGCUCAGUGAAGUACAUUCUUGAAGUCACACUGGACCGUUCAUGGAAAAUGGACCGCACAGAUAAAAAAGAAAUCAUCUUUGUGCCAAGGCUUAGUGGUGUUCAUUUAAUGAACCCACAGAGUGGAUCUACUGACAAAAAGAUGAAACUUUUCACCUCUGGAAACGCCUCAGUGAAAGCAACAAUUGACAAAAUGGGUUAUAUGAAAGGUGAAAUCAUCAAGGUUUCCACUGAUGUGGAUAACUCUUCGUCCCGUGAUCUCAAGCUGAAGUACUGUCUCGAGCAAUGCCAGUCUUUCUUUGCACAGGGUCACUCCAAGUAUUCGUCCUGUACUAUUUUCAAAAUUGUUGGAGAUUCUAUCCCAUCUGGAUCAAAGCAAAGAGUCAGCACAGACCUGACGCUUCCACCAAACCUGGAAUUGAGUAUUACAAACUGUAGAAUAAUGAAAGUGGAGUACAUGUUUAAGGUCUAUUUGGAUGUGCCCUAUGCGAGUGACCCAGAGAUCGUAUUCCCUGUGAUCAUUCUCCCUGCAGGCCAGAUUUUUGCUCCAGGGCAAAACCAACCAAGUUUUCAGCCGUAUGGGAACCCAGGUGGACCAGGAUGGAACCAACCUCCACCUCAGCCUGCAUUUGGGUCCGGUCCCCCAGGUACCUUUGGACCAGCUCCAGGUGUUUACCCUGGUCCGUUCCCUUCACCUAUGUGUCCAAAUCCAGAUGCUCUUCCUCCUUCCUAUGCAUCCCUCUAUCCAAAUCCAAACUCAACAGCCCCAGGAUUCAAUCCACCUCCAUCAGCUCCACUCUUUAAUCCUCAGGACGCUCCUAUGGGUUAUCCAAAUCCACCUGUCCCUCCGCAACAUCCAGUACCGAGUGCCCCACAGUUCUGUCCAGGGUCUGUUGCCCCGGGCUAUGUUCCAGAAGGAGCCCCCACAGGAUACUGGCCAAAUCCACCCACACAACCAGAACCUUAUCCAACUAAAUCCCCUGAGAAACAUGAAUAAUCUGAAAGUUUGAUGACACAAGAAAUUGAGAUGUGGAUGACAUUGUGGUGCAAGGAUGUGGGAGGGCGUUGGGGUUGCUGGGAUUUUACACAACAUAUAUGCAAUGUGUGCAUAUUAUAUAGUGCAACUAUAUUAUUCUAAUAUUAUUAUUACAGUAUAUGUAUGCACCUAUAUUAUUAUUAUUAUUAUUAUUGUUAUUAUUAUUAUUAUUAUUAUUAUUAAUUUAGCCAUUGCAGUUGCUGUAACACCCUCGGCACCACCACUACCUGCAUCCUUGUUGUGGUGCCAGUCGCAUCAUACAGAUGAUCGAAAUUUUUAUGAUAGCUGCAUAUGGUAUAGCAUUUUGAAUUCACUCCAGUAAGUUCCUGUUUGUAACAAAUAAUUGUAUUUUUUUUUAACUGUUUUGUAGAACUCAUAUUUAAGAACUUAGGCAGUAUACUUCUUAUAAGCUUUUUUUAAUUUUUUUUUUAGAAAAUAACACACUAAGUUGUAUGUGCAUGUAAAAGUGGGUGGGUCUUAUAUUGGGUUAAAUGUUUGCCAGAAAAUAGUGCUGUGCAUGUUAAUUUCAUAUCUGAUGAACUGUCAGUAAAUAUUAAGCCAUUAUGAAGCUUUUGGGGAUUAACAGCAACCAUGAGCUUGCAAGGCCUGCAAGGUUUUCUAAAAUUGCAAGGUUUUCUAAAAUUAUACUCCUUUUUUCAAGCACAAAUCUAUAAACGUAAACUCAGUUCACAGAAAUCCAUCCCUGUCAGGCAAAAGCAAACAAAACAUGUUAAAUUUUCUCAUAAUCAGCCUUUGCCUUCAAAACACACAUGUUUGAUCAAAACAUAUGCACUAUCAAACAGACACUAGUGAAAAAUGAAAUCACUGUUCUCAAAUAUGCAAAUAAAUUGAUAAAGAACUGAACAAGAUGAAGUCCAUGUAAAAAAAAGAAAAGAAAAAGAAACUGCUAGCCUGAAACUACAGGAUGUCUCAGAAGUCUCCAUACAAAGGGGACUGUGUAUGCAAGCACCACGUCAGUUGUGUACUUAAACUGCCUUACUUUACAACUAGGUUUUAACAGUUAAGCUUGAUAGUGCUAAAUCCAUGACAACUGUGUGAUAAUUGAAUUUCAUUAUGGUAAAUAGUGUAUUGUGUAUCGAACUGCAGUGGUUUCACCAUGACAUCAUAAGCUUCAUUGUGAUUAAACUUACGCAUGCGGAAAAA